Messenger RNA from Fusarium keratoplasticum, 1824 nucleotides. RefSeq lists its product as uncharacterized. The record is from RefSeq and is a predicted model, not a curated record. The coding region runs from base 1 to 1824 and encodes 607 amino acids. The transcript is spliced from 3 exons. Gene Ontology annotation, molecular function: metal ion binding. Lineage: Eukaryota; Fungi; Ascomycota; Sordariomycetes; Hypocreales; Nectriaceae.
AUGGCUAGCCCCUCGGGUGCUUCUGGCCAUUUGGCGACUGAAACUGCCAGAGACUACGACGCCCUCGUGUCGAGCGACUCUGAGAGCUCAGGCUCCUCCUUCGACAGUGAUAACAUUGGAUCAGACCAGUCCGAGGGCUGCCCGUGGCGAACUUCUCGUUUCUACGACCAGGAGUGCUCGCGCUUCUUCGACUGCCCAUCUCACACCGUCGAACGAAGCCUAUCAGAUAACGGAUCAGUGCAUCAGGAGUCUAUCAACGGCCCCGACGACUCCGAACCACCGCACCCCGCUGACGAUCGCGACCAACCAAACGAACACGCCUCUCGUUUCUCGGACGCGGAACUUGCGCAAAUCGGCAUCACCAGAGACGCUGCGCAAUCCGUACCCACGGCUGAGGCUCACGCGGACAUGGAGGCCACUUCCACGGAAAGGGACGCUGGCGCAAGCGCAGGAGGCGGCCCAGAUUCAACAACUCCUGACGCCCAAGGGGCUGCUUUGACGACAACGCAGAGGCCGACACCCGUGGAGGAGCCUGGGAGCAGUUCUCGAGAUAGAGUGCCUGCGCAACCUGCAACCCUAGAUAUUCCCCAGGACGAUGCCGAGGACCAGCCUAGUCCAACACACCGACCAUCUGGCUCCUCACGCAAUUCCGAGUUUCGACGUACUUGGGCAGGCCCAUCCCGCGAGAGGAUGGAUGCUCCUCUGCCCUCUGUCAGGUCAUUGGAAGAUGCUCUGCCGCCACUCCCUCGAUCCUCUCGGCCGUCGAUAUCUUCAGAUCCUCCCCGACCCAGGUGGCAGCCCGAUAAUGAAGUCACGUACUGCCCCAUAUGUCGCACACAGUUUAGCUUUUUCGUACGCAAGCACCAUUGCAGAAAAUGUGGAAGAGUUGUCUGCAACUCGUGUUCCCCGCACAGAAUCAUCAUUCCAUACCAGUACAUCGUCAGGCCACCUGGCUCAGACACGACCAUGCACCAAUCGCUACUAAUCGAUGGUCUCGGGGCUGGAUAUUUCGAUGUCAACGACAUGUCAGGGGGUGAGCGGGUGAGGCUUUGCAAUCCAUGCGUUCCAGACCCCAAUACUGCACCGCCGCAGAGUCCGAGCCCCCAAGCAACCCUGUCGCCGCGAUCUGCUCACCAGAGAUCGCGGAGCAGCAUCGGCAGCGCCUAUGGGACACUGCCGCCGUCCAAUAGGCACGGUGCAGUCUUUGCUCCAGGCGCCAGCGGUGAUCCUUAUCGAUAUCUCUCCCCCAGGAUGAGAAGCGUCACCAUGGUUCCUCCUUCGUCUGGCUCAUCAUCUCCUGGUCCGUCUUAUCGACAACGCAGUGGAACACAUCAGACCCCUGUUGAACGUCUCCUAUCUGGCGUUCAGUCCUCGUCACCUUCUUCAUAUCCAAAUCGAUAUAGCUCACUUGGGGAGUCAUCCUCGAGACAGAGGGCACUGCCACCAACACCUCAGAUCGCGGAAGAGGACGAGUGUCCUAUUUGCCAUCGCGAGCUGCCCUCACAGAGUCUCCCCAACUUUGAAGCUCUUCGAGAAUCACACAUUACGUCGUGCAUCCAGAACCAUAGCACAUAUGGCACACCCCGUGGGGAGGGCGGAGCGCCGCCUGCUCCACGACGGACGGGCAUGUAUACUUACCUGGCAACAGAGAAAGACUGUAUCGACGACGCCGAGUGUACCAUCUGCCUGGAAGAGUUUACAGUUGGAGUUCCCAUGGCGCGAUUAGAAUGUUUAUGUCGAUUUCACCGGGCCUGCAUCUCGUCAUGGUUCGUCAAGCACCCCGGGCGUUGUCCAGUACACCAGCAUGAUGGGUUUGGUUAUUAG